Molecule: messenger RNA, 2522 nt
Organism: Stegastes partitus (bicolor damselfish)
Lineage: Eukaryota; Metazoa; Chordata; Actinopteri; Pomacentridae
Gene: cdc7
Product: cell division cycle 7 homolog (S. cerevisiae)
Exons: 12
Coding region: 107-1960 (617 amino acids)
Biological process (GO): mitotic DNA damage checkpoint signaling; protein phosphorylation
Cellular component (GO): nucleus
Molecular function (GO): ATP binding; protein serine/threonine kinase activity
Source: RefSeq, a predicted model, not a curated record
UUAUGUGGGUUUAGUGUUUCGCCGGUAGCCGAAUAGCUCGUUCUAUUUGGCGAUUUUAUGAACCAUUUAUUCGAGAAGCUGUCCAACUUGACGACCAACUAAAGCGAUGGAGCUGUCUCCUGUCUGCACUGAGGGCAUCAGCAUGGACGGAGCUAUCAUGAAAUCUGACCGGAGUCACAGGAAAAGCAAAAUGUCAAGGGAUGUGGAGAUGGAUAUCGAGUUCCUCUACAAAGCAAUUCCUCAGCUGGCCAAGGUUUUCCGCAUCAUAGACAAGAUUGGAGAAGGUACAUUCAGCUCGGUGUACCUGGGUGAGGCGCAGAUGAGAGACGGGAGGAAGGAGAUGUUCGCCCUGAAACACCUCAUCCCAACCAGCCAUCCGACGCGCAUCGCUGCAGAGCUUCAGUGUCUCACUGUUGCAGGAGGCACAGAGAAUGUGAUUGGGGUGACGUACUGCUUCAGGAAGGAGGACCAUGUCGUGAUUGUAAUGCCUUACAUGGAGCAUCAAGCCAUUGUGGACAUCAUUGGGUCGCUGAGCUUUGAGGAGGUCCGUCUGUACAUCUUCCACCUGUUAAAGGCCCUGAAACACAUCCACCAGUUUGGCAUCAUUCAUCGGGACAUAAAACCAAAUAACUUCCUCUACAACAGGAACAGCAAAAUGUUUGCUCUGGUGGACUUCGGCCUGGCUCAGGGUACAGCUUACACCCACAUCGAGCUGCUGAAGGUGGUGAGGCAGAGGCCGUCACAGAAAGGUGGAGGGUCCACGGGGAAACAAGAAGCCACACAGCGGAGCAGAGCACCUCCUAAACUCCCUCACAAAACCACCGCCGCUACAGCUUCAACCCCACUGCCUCCACCUGCGAGGCAAUCAGUGACCGUGCUACCUUCCUCCUCCUCUUCUUCAUCCACAUCAGCCUCUCGAAAAGCACUGGUUAAAAAGUCACGCUCUCUCUCCACCACCGUCGCCACCACCACCACCACCACCACCUCUCGCACAAAGCACACAAAGGAUCUGACGGGACUACGCAGAGUGGUGCGGCCGGUGUUUGGAGAGCGGAACCUGAACAGCUGCACACCGGCUCCCUCCACCACCAAACAAGCUGCCGUUAAAACAGAACUGGUGAAGCCGAGCAAACCAGAGGAUCCAGCGAGCCGACGGUAUGCAGCAGCCUCCAGGUGCCCGCUGCCGGUCAGGACUCAGAGCAGCAGUCAGAAACCUCAGAGGACGGUGCAGCAGGGCCUCACCUGUAACUGCUACCUCACUGACCGUGUCUGCAACGUCUGCAUGUCCAGGAAGCAGCAGGUGGCACCCAGAGCUGGAACUCCAGGCUUCAGAGCACCAGAAGUCCUCACCAAGUGUCCCAACCAGGGAACAGCCAUAGACGUGUGGUCAGCCGGUGUGAUCCUGCUGUCACUGCUCAGUGGCCGUUAUCCGUUCUUUAAAGCCAGCGACGAUCUGAUAGCGCUCACGCAGAUCAUGACCAUACGAGGCUCCAGAGAGACCAUCCAGGCAGCCAAGUCGUUUGGUAAGGCAGUGGUGUGCAGCCGGGAGCUUCCUCGACAGGACCUCAGGACGCUGUGCGAGACGCUCAGAGGACGGAGGCCGUCGCCAGAUGACGAAGUCACGCCACUUCCUGAAGCCGCCACCCGUCACCACAAGAUCCACGAUGACACACCCACACACCGCCCCACUGAAGGAGCACAGCAGCACAUAGACGGAGUGGAGGAAACGCUCUCGUCUGGGCUCCCAAACCACCAGAAACAGUCAGGCAGCAAAGACACCGCAACUCGCCCCACAGAACAGAGCUCGGCGAUGGACGGGAAGGUCGAGGAGGACGAGCAGGGCUGGGACAGCGUCCCUGACGAGGCCUACGACCUGCUGGACAAGCUGCUGGACCUGAACCCUCGCACCAGAAUCACAGCUGCUCAGGCGCUGCAGCACCAGCUGUUCAAGGACCUGUGAGUCCCUGCAGAGCAUCGAAGGACCAGGAGGCAGAACAGAACCGUGUGGACUCUCCAGAUGAAGUUCAGAUUUAGUAGAGUGGCAUGCUGGAUCGUUUUAACGGACUAGAGAGAUGUGGUGAGCUUCCUCUCCCAUCUUUAAAACUUUAUACUUACAUUGAAUAUAAACAUUCCUGCAGCACAGGUUUGACUUCACCGUUCACAGUGUGUUGAUUUCAUGGCAGCUAUGGUGACUGUGAGCAGGUCAGAGAGCUCCAGCCUUGACUUACAGCUUUAUGUUGGCUGUUUGUAAAUGGUUCAAGUGUUUUAAACUGCGGCAACAGAUAUUUUAUAUUCUUGGUGGUCUAAAUCUUAUCUUGUAAAGAUGAAACUGUCCGUAUGUUUAGUAAUUACACCGUAUUAUAGUAAGGGUCUCUUCUGUACCUAUGAGGGGCUUUUAAUUUAAACAUAAACACAUGAACUCUGCUGUACGUGUCUCUGUUCCAACUGUAUUUAUUGAUAACAGUGAAAACUGGACAAUUUGCCUCCAUUUUAGAUUUCUUAAUAAAGUCGGAAAAACAAAA